Molecule: messenger RNA, 459 nt
Organism: Anopheles cruzii
Lineage: Eukaryota; Metazoa; Arthropoda; Insecta; Diptera; Culicidae
Product: heterogeneous nuclear ribonucleoprotein L-like
Exons: 5
Coding region: 1-459 (152 amino acids)
Source: RefSeq, a predicted model, not a curated record
AUGCAACAACAUGCAACAACAUCAUUCUACAACAACAACAUGCAACAACAGCCAGAAAAACUCAAUGUUUACAAAAACGACAGUGACUCCAGUUGGGACUACACGCUGGGUAAGUACCUUUCACCAUCACAAACACCCUACAACGAGUAUUCUCAACCUACUCAAGGAAUCCGCUCAAAACCCGCUCUGCUAGGGGCUGGCGGAGGAAAUGGGUUUCCACCGAACUUUUCGCCACCGGAUUUCCAUCCGUCGGAAAACUGGAAACCGGCCGCGGCCGGGACGCACGUCGGGCUGAUGAAGGACCCACCGCUGCCACGGAACGGACCGACCAACUUCAUCCAGCCGACACAGCAACAGGGGGCAGUUAUGAUGGUUUACGGGCUCGAUAACGGAACGGCCAACACCGAUAAGCUGUUCAACUUGUUCUGCCUGUACGGCAACGUGGUCCGGUUUCUCUAA